This is a messenger RNA of Capsicum annuum, 1408 nucleotides long. RefSeq lists its product as uncharacterized. The record is from RefSeq and is a predicted model, not a curated record. NCBI's taxonomy places the organism in Eukaryota, Viridiplantae, Streptophyta, Magnoliopsida, Solanales, Solanaceae. Bases 1 to 915 code for a protein of 304 amino acids. The transcript is spliced from 2 exons. Gene Ontology annotation, molecular function: catalytic activity.
AUGGUUAAUGCAAUUUUUUGGAACAUUAGAGGAGUAGGGACCAAAAAAGCCAAUCACAGGCUCAAGAAUCUCAUCAAAUGUCACAAAGUUGAUUUUGUUGCCAUUCUGGAACCAUUCUUGAAUAUGAACAACAUUGAAAAGUAUAUGAAGUACUUCGGAUUUCAUCAUAGUCUCUCCAACUUAAAUGGCCAGAUCUGGCUUUUUUGGGUUGGAAAUUACAACGCUUCUAUUUUUAGCAAUACUGAUCAACAGAGCACAAUAAAGUUGCAAAACUCCAACACUUGUAAGGACAUUUUCAUCACUACUGUAUAUACUAAGUGCGCCCCUUUGGAAAGGAAGGAUCUCUGGGAGGAUUUGGAAAGAGUUGACCAAUCUAUUCAGGGGCCUUGGUGUAUCGGUGGGGACUUUAAUGUCAUACUUGAUCCCGACGAAAAACUUGGUGGAAAACCACAUAGAAUGGCUAAAAGUUUCGACUUUAGCAGUUGUAUGAAUGCUUGUGAAGUGUCAAAUUUGGGAUUCAUAGGUCCUAAAUUCACUUGGUGUAAUAAUACAAUUUCAAAAGAGAGAAUUUGGAAAAGGCUUGAUAGAGUUUUCAUUAAUGAUGAGUGGGCAAUCCUUUUUCAAACUAAUAUUGUCAGACACCUUCCUAGAGUCGGAUCUGAUCAUAGACCCCUCUUAGUAAAGUGCUAUGAUAGUUCUCAAUGUGGGAUUAAAUACUUUAAGUUUUUGAACUUCUGGGUUGAUCAACCUUCUUUCAGGCAACUUGUUGAGGAUACUUGGAAUGUUCAUAUCGCUAGAAAUGCUCAGUGGAUUCUACAGCAAAAGCUAAAAAUCCUCAACAAGAAACUCAGCCACUGGUCUCGGAAUGUAGACGGGAAGAACUCAAUAAACGACAGGCUGAGUAUAUUAGAUUGAUGAACCUCCAAGAUAACAUUUUGAAGAAGAAAGCUCAAACACGAUGGUUUGAGGAGGGAGACUCAAACACUAAAUAUUUCCAUAGCGUUAUUAGAGAAAGGAGAAGAAGACUCCAACUUAACAGAAUCAAAAACCACAAAAACAAAUGGGUCCAAGGAAGUGACAAGAUUGCUAAAGCUGCAAUCCAACAUUUUAAAAACUCUUCAACAGUCCUCAUUAUUUUAAUGACUUCAACAUUUUGAAUUCUAUUAAUCCUUGUAUUACAGAUGAUGAAAACAACAAACUCAUUGCAGUACCUGAUUUGGAAGAAGUUAAAGUUGCGGUUUCAGUAUGAGUGCAACAAGUGCAGCAGGGCCUGAUGGAUCUGGUAUGUUUUUUCAUAGUUGCUGGGAUAUUAUUCAAGACGAUAUUAAGAACUAUGUUCAAGAUUUCUUUAGGGGAAAGAACUUGUCUAAGUUUUAUUCACAUACUUAUCUGAUUCUUAUUCUUAAAA